Elephantulus edwardii (Cape elephant shrew) is the source of this 945-nucleotide messenger RNA. RefSeq names its product developmental pluripotency-associated protein 2-like. Lineage: Eukaryota; Metazoa; Chordata; Mammalia; Macroscelidea; Macroscelididae. Gene Ontology annotation, cellular component: nucleus. The coding region runs from base 1 to 945 and encodes 314 amino acids. Gene Ontology annotation, molecular function: chromatin binding. The transcript is spliced from 7 exons. Gene Ontology annotation, biological process: system development. The record is from RefSeq and is a predicted model, not a curated record.
AUGCACUUAGUUGAAGAAAGUCCAACUAUUACAUUAUCUCUAGCAACAGAGGAAUAUACAGAAACAGUUCAGACAGCACCAAGUGUUCCUCCAAUGGCCGAUGUCAAAGUGAAGAAGCCCAGGAAUCGCAGUAAAGUUCCUUCUGAAACAAAUGAACAAGUCAAACCUCGCCAAACAACAUCCAAUGGCAAAAUGACCCACAUUCCUAUGCCAGACGUUUUGCCUCCCAUUACUGAGGUCCAUCGGAACACGUUGCGUUACUGGUGCCAACUAAUAAACUUGAGCUCUGGUGGACAGAAAUCAGACCUGUAUCUGAGGGUCCAGACAAACGCUUAUCCUGAUCAAAAGUAUCUUCCUGUCACUCCAAGGGAGGCUAAGAUGAAGAAAAGCAGUACUAAGGGACCAAGACUUCAGGAAAGUUCUAAUACAAUGGAGACACAGGAAAGGACCUAUGUAGCUGAAGUGGUCACGUCAGCUGAGGAGGCCAUAAUGGCAACUUGGACAAGAAUUUCUUCAAGAGCAGCUCAGCCUAAGGCUGUCAAUUCAUGUCGCAUUCCUCCUGCAGCUGAGACCUUUUUGCCGAAAGUCAUUGGUGGUAGAUGGUGUGUGGUCCAUGGCCGAGUUCUCCCCUCAGACGUAGAUGGUUGGGUUCGUCUGCAGUUCCACUCAGGUCAUGUCUGGGUGCCAGACAGUCCUCGAAAGAUGAUUUCUCUGUUGAUAUUACCAGCCUGUGUUUUUCCAUCUCCAGAAAUAGAAGAUAAUAUGCUGUGUCCUCAAUGUGUUCAGAGGAAUAAGAAGCUACUGAAAAGAUUACUAGCAUUGGGGAAGACUAAGAAGCCUAAUGUGAACACAGCAACAUCACUCUCUUUGAAAAGGCUUCCUGUUCAUGAAGUCAGGAUGGCUCUAGAAAACAGAAGAAGGCUGACAUUCAGUAGCCAAUUUUAA